Molecule: messenger RNA, 3001 nt
Organism: Oreochromis aureus
Lineage: Eukaryota; Metazoa; Chordata; Actinopteri; Cichliformes; Cichlidae
Gene: parp3
Product: poly (ADP-ribose) polymerase family, member 3
Exons: 11
Coding region: 410-2008 (532 amino acids)
Cellular component (GO): site of double-strand break
Molecular function (GO): NAD+ poly-ADP-ribosyltransferase activity
Source: RefSeq, a predicted model, not a curated record
CCGGAUUUCUGUCCAGUGAAGGGAAAGAAACGUGAUUAAACCUUUGGGAAAGUACCUCUGUUACAUUAUAUAGCAAUAGGUAGAGUACAAAUAGUCAGAAUUUAAAAGACCGGUUCAUUUUGGCCUUGGUCCUCGCUUAAUCCACCUCUGAAAGGCACAAAUGAGCCUCACACCGGACUCAGCUAGCUAGGUGGCGGUAUAGCCGUUUGUUCGCUCCGUUGACUCCAGCAGCAGAGGAGGAGGAGGGCACAACUCAGCUCCAGCACUUCCGCGUUUUGUAAAGUGAUUGUAAACUUACAGAAAAUCAUAGACACUCUCUUACAGCCGGUGUUCUGCUUUGGUGACGAGGAGCGUCUUUGAGUCUGCUGUUAGCAUCAUUUAUCGUUACAAGGCCUUUCAAGUUAGGACCAUGGCACCAAAGAGACGAGCUGCUUCUGCUGCCAAGGCUGGUGGAAAGAAGGUCAAACAGGAGCCUGAAACACCAAAAGCCAAAGAUGCCUUUACCUCUGCAAAGGAAGCCCUGCUGGCUGCAGGGCCACAAGUAAAAAGCAACAAGAAGGUGGAUGAACACUGUUCAUUGUCAUCCUGUGGAGAGGUGUAUGGGGAUUAUGACUGCAUGCUCAAUCAGACAAAUAUCGGACAUAACAACAAUAAGUUUUAUGUCAUCCAAGUUGUUAAAGCAAACAACAAGUACUAUUCAUGGAACAGAUGGGGCAGAGUGGGGGAAGUCGGACAGAGUAAACUUAGUUCGCCCUUUGAUAAGGCUGAAAAUGCUGUCAAGGACUUUGAGAAGAAGUUUAAGGACAAGACAAAGAACAACUGGAGCGACCGAAUGAAUUUUGUCUCUCAUCCUGGGAAGUACACCUUGAUAGAGGUGGAUGGAGAGCAAGAUGCUGAAAUCAAGGUAGACUGUGUUGAUGGCAAGCCAGCCCAGGUUGCAAAGAACGCCCUACCUUGUACCCUCGAUGAAGCUACACAGAGCCUCAUUAAGCUCAUUUUCAGCAAUGACAUGUUCAAGGAGGCGAUGGAAUGUAUGAACCUAGACAUCAAAAAGAUGCCUUUGGGCAAGCUCAGCAAGGUCCAGAUUGCAAAAGGCUUUGAGGUUUUGGAGGAGAUCGAGGCUGCUAUGAAUCAAAAAAGUGGAAAAGGGCGUCUAGAAGAGCUUUCCUCAAAAUUCUACACCACAAUCCCACAUAACUUUGGCAGGAACAGACCGCCUACUAUUAAUGACAAAGAGAUUGUGGAGAAGAAAAAAGAGAUGCUCUUGGUGCUGGCUGACAUUGAGCUUGCCCAGACUCUGAAGUCAGAGACUGAGAAGGCUCAAGUAGAGAUGAUACAGACGGUUCCUCACCCUAUAGACCAAGACUACAAUUCUCUCAAAUGCAAGCUAAGUCUGAUGGAAAAGAAUACAGAAAUGUUCAAGAUCAUAGAAAAUUACCUGAAAGCGACUUCAGGCGACUAUUACAAACCAAAAAUUCUCAAUGUUUGGGAAGUCGAUCGAGAGACAGAGGGGCAGCGCUUUAAUGACAACGAUAAUCUGGAGAAUCGGCGUCUGCUGUGGCAUGGUACAAACAUAGCAGUGGUUGCAGCUAUCCUGAAGAGUGGUCUGAGGAUAAUGCCCCAUUCGGGAGGCCGUGUCGGUUGUGGUAUCUAUUUUGCCUCUGAAAACAACAAGUCUGCAUGUUAUGUGCGCCCUUCCAAAAAUACAGGAGUGAUGUUUCUCAGUGAGGUCGCCCUUGGCAAAGAGCAUACCAUUACCAGAGACAAUUCUUCCUUGAGGAAGCCUCCGGCUGGGUAUGAUAGUGUGGUGGCACGAGGCAUUGUCGAACCAGAUCCGUCCAAGGACAUCUUCAUCACCCUGGAGGGUAAGAAGGUUGCUGUGCCUCAGGGUAAGCCAAUAAACCAACCCCAGUUUUCUGAUAGCCACUUCCACAACAGUGAAUAUCUCAUCUACAAAGAGAGUCAAUGCCGCCUUCGCUACCUGCUGGAGCUAAACAUGUAUGGCUAAUUCUAACCAAAGAAAAAUGAAGGUCUUUUUGUUUGUUUCUUGGUGAUGGGCUCCCUACAGACCUUCAGAUAAGUCUGUGGUCUAAUAAAGUGAAUGUGGAUCUGUUCAUUUUAGAUGCACUUUUCUGUGCCUUAUGCUUAUGUUUGCGUAGUUUGCAAGUUUUUAUACAUACUUAAACUAUGUAAAGACAAUUUACAAUGAAGAACAUGGUGAUCUUUGCACACUUUGGUUUUUGAAUUGCAUUAGUGCUUCUCAAACUGGAGGGCUGGACUACAAUGUGAAAAUGUGAAAAUUGAUUUGAAUAUAUAUGAUCUUUUUUUUUUCUUUUUUAAGAAAAUUCAUGUUUUAGUUGUUGAGAAGUAGUGGAUGACUUCUUACAGUUAAUGAAGUGGAGCCUGCCAGUUUGAGAACCACUGAAUUACAUAUUGAACCAUAUGUCCUGUUUGGCGUGUUCUGUUUCUAUAGGGUUUACAUAUUUAAAAACGCAUAAUUUAGUCUAACUGACAACGAAAGACACAGUCCUGUGCUUGAGAAAGAAAGUGUCUUGAAUGUGCACUUAUAUAUGCAUUUUGAGUAGUGAUGAAUAAAGAUAAACUGGUGUUGAAAAAGAAGCAUAAAUGGUACCUAUACAAAGACAUAUUUAUGAAACUGUAAAAUGCUAAUUUUGGGUAAUGUUGAAGAACCGUUACACAUGUAAGAAUGUUUCAAGGAGCUUUCUGCUUUGUAAGCCAGUCCCACUAUGCCGUCUUGGUUUAUUCCAAAUACAACCACAUGGUGUCAGAAAUGAGAAACUAAACUAAACUAACGUUUGUAGUAAUGCACUAUGACAUGACUUGAAUAUAGAAUAUACUGAAGUGCCCCUGCAACAUCUCUUUUUGUCCCUUUGAAGUAAUUUAGUUAUAAUGAUGCCAUAAUGGUAAUGCGCUACAUGUUAAACUGACUGUGACUGUAAACAAGUAAUCUAUAAAUAAAGAAUAAAUCAUCUAAAAUGUU